Messenger RNA from Pantherophis guttatus, 4406 nucleotides. The record is from RefSeq and is a predicted model, not a curated record. Lineage: Eukaryota; Metazoa; Chordata; Lepidosauria; Squamata; Colubridae.
UUCCUUCUUUUCUCUUUCCCUCCUUCCCUCUUUUGUCCCUUCCUUCCUCCUUUUCUCCCUCCCUCCCUCCCUCCUUUUGUCCCUUCCUUCCUCCUUUUCUCCCUCCCUCCCUUCCUCCUUUUCUCCCUCCCUCUCUUCCUUCCUGUUUGCUAGCAGUUACCUUUGCGCAUUGUGGUUUAUGAAUCCUCGCAUUCCACUUAAAAACAAGUCAGGCCUUAACCCAUUCUCUGCAUACUGCCUCAGUCCCAUUUCUGGCAUUUUAACCUCGGCGGUUUUUUAAAACCAUACGGCUCUCCUGCCACCCUUUACUAGUGCUAACUGUGGCUUUUGAGUUUCAUUUUUGAAGGCCCUGAGAGGUUUAAAACUUAGCGUUGCUAUGGUAAGAACUGGGAUGGAAGCGGCCGUGGUGUCACCAUUAUAAGACGAGAACCAGGCUAAUCUCUGUUGGCAAAAAAAUCCCCGGGAUCUGGUAGCAAUUGAUAAAGGCAUUUUAUUAAGAGGCAGAAGAUUUUGUCCUACGCCUGGUAAAUUACGUCUCUUGUCAAGGCUUUAUAAUAAUUCUAGGCACCUCCCCGAGACUCCGUUCAGCUGGCGGGGCAGGUUUUAAAAGCGGUGACACACAACUGGUGUGCUCCACUUCAGUGAGAAAAACACAGCUGUCUUAAGCACAGGAGCCUCCCAGGGGUGAAAUUCAGCAGGUUCUGACAGGUUCUGGCGAACCGGUAGCGGAAAUUUUGAGUAGUUCGGAGAACCGGCAAAUACUACCUCUGGUUGGCUGCCUGGAGUGGGCUGGGAAUGGGGAUUUUGCAGUAUCAUUCCCCCAGGAGUGGGGAGGGAAUGGGGAUUUUGCAGUAUCCUUCCCCUGGAGUGUGGUGGGAAUGGAGAUUUUGCAGUAUUCUUCCCCUGGAGUGGGGUGGGAAUGGAGAUUUUGCAGUAUGCUUCCCCCGGAGUGGGGAGGGAAUGGAGAUUUUGCAGUAUGCUUCCCCUGGAGUGGGGUGGGAAUGUAGAUUUUGCAAUAUCCUUCCCCUGGAGUGGGGUGGGAAUGCAGAUUUUGCAGUAUCCUUCCCCUGGAGUGGGGUGGGAAUGGGGAUUUUGCAGUAUCCUUCCCCCAAGAGUGGGGAGGGAAUGGAGAUUUUGCAGGAUGCUUCCCCUGGAGUGGGGUGGGAAUGGAGAUUUUGCAGUAUCCUUCCCCCAGGAGUGGGGAGGGAAUGGAGAUUUUGCAGGAUGCUUCGCCUGGAGUGGGGUGGGAAUGGAGAUUUUGCAGUAUCCUUCCCCUGCCAUGCCCACCAAGCCACGCCUACCAAGCCACACCCUGCCCACCAAGCCACGCCCACAGAACCGGUAGUAAAAAAAAAUUGAAUUCCACCACCGGAGCCUUCUAUGUUUGAAGAGCUGUAGAAAGUGAUAACACAAAGUUGCUUAAAUUCCAUUUCCAUUCAAGAACUCGCUGAUAAAGAUCAUUUCCUCACCACAAUGGGCCUCACGUACACUUCUUGACAAAAAAGAGUAGUGGAAAGUCAAAAAUAUUUGAAACAUCUUGGAAAAGGCAAACCUCUCACCUUCCCUCCCCUAAGGGGCCAUUCGAUCGCCUAACAUGUUUCCAACUAAACAAUGCUGCAUUUUUAUUUAUUUAUUUCUUUGGCUUUCUUCUUUCCACACCGGGAUCUUAUCUCCAUCAACCUCAGGGCCAUUACUGGCUAUUUUAUAGAAGGAGGAAACUACAAAGGGGUCGUGGACCUGUUCUCCAAAGCACCUGAAGGCAGAACAAGAAGCAAGGGAUGGAAACAAAUCAGAGAGAAGCAACCCAGAAUGAAGGAGAAAUUUUCCUGGCAGUGAGAACAAUUAAUCCGUGGAUUAUUUAAAGUUGUGAAUGCUCCAUCACUGGAAGUUUUUAAGAAGAGGAGCGAAUGAAACGGGACAGGACUAUUCCAGUUCGGUUGUCUGCCAAGGAUAUCUGCUCCUGCUCCUGUGGUUACCCAGAAGGAUCGUAAUUGCCAACUGAAAACAAAAACGAUCCUGAAGAUGGAGAUAACGCAAACAGGAAUGCCAAUCAUCUCUCUUUAGACCGACAAUGAGAUUUAUGGAAAUCUGCACUUCUAUACCAUUCCCUGCUGCAGAUCCUUUGUUCCCCACCCAUCCACCCCCUGAGAAGCUGCUUAAACACGCCAGCAACCUGACUAAGGUUGGCAGAAGCCGGGACAAGUCACGGGAGCUCACCCCGUUACGCGGCGCCAGGGAUUCGAACCGCCGAACUGCCGACUUUUCGAUCGACAAGCUUAGCCACUGAGCCACCGCGUCCCAACCUGACUGGAGUUCACCUAUCCAUUUCUGCAGAGAGAAAAUGUUUUUAAAAGCCCCGUCCAGGGGCAGGGAUGACUGCCUUAUCAGCACAGACGGCUCGGCUUUGGCCUGGUGGUUUUCUUGGAGAUGUUUCACGACCCGUUUAGGUCUCUAGGGUAUGUGUUAAUGAUAUAUUGCUGUCGUUUUAACUCUCCGCUGGGAGCUGCCCAGACUUGUGAUGUAAGAUGGGCUGUGCCUUCCUUUUGUGAGAUCCUCUGCAGCGGCCACCAAGAAUGUUCCGAACAAGGGACCAGCUGGACAAGCUUGUGGUACGUUUGGCUUAUCCUGCUCACCGUCUUCCUGCUCCUGAUGUGCGGGAUCGGAGCCAGCUGUGCCAAAUUCUGCUGCCGCACCAAGCAGCCCCUGCGCCAAACCUUCCCGCCCCAUGCGCACGACCUGACCGUCAUCCCCAUGGAGCAUGACAGCACCGCCCACAGCACGGUUACCUCAUACAGCUCCCUCCAGUACCCUCCCAACGUCUCCCUCUCACUGCCUUUUGGAGACCCGGAUAGGAACACGGCUUGUCCUCCAGCCUACAGCCUCUACGCCAUAGAGAUGCCCCCCUCCUACGACGAGGCCAUCCGGAUGUCCAAGCCUCACGACGAGACUCCGUCAGCGGGCCAGAAACCGGACGGCGGCACCUGUGAACCGGCAGCCUCAGCGAGGGAGCGGAACGAAACUCCCAGGUUGCCCGGAUCAUCCCAAAACUGCCCCAUGGAGGCGCAAGAGAACCCGGGGGACGCGUCCACCGGUACUUCCUCCCCCGAGCAGUCAUAGCGGUCUCUUCGAUAGGGGAACAGGGAGAAUACGGACCGAAGUCGCGGUGGAGAAGGGAAAUUUGAUCAUCGGUGUUUGGAUCCAGUGUCUCCUGCCGCUUUCUGAGUACCGUUGGACUUUUCGAGGAAAUGGAAAUCAGAUCCUUGCUCCCCACCCACCCCUCCGUGUCUGAAGUAUUCAAGGUGAAAAAUAAAGCUUUGGGGAUGACAGGCCCCCCCUACCCUUAGAGCAAGAGUCAGCAACCUGUGGCUCUGGAGCCGCAUGUGGCUCUUUCACCCCUCUGCUGCGGCUCCCUGUCACUCAAAAAAGGCGUCACAACCGCCAAUGUGCGACACCCGCCGGCACGCGAUUUAUUGAGCUUUUCAACCCCCGGUAGGCCGACCAUGGAUAAAUCCAAGGAAAGAAAAGUUUCAGAAGAAAACAGAACGUUUAAUUCAACUACAUAUGCUAGUUUUGCGGCCGCUCAAGGAAUAGUCAGGCACGGGAAGGGUUUUGUGGCUCCCGGUGUUUUCUUUUCUGUGGGAAACGGGUCCAAAUGGCUCUUUGGAGUGUUGAAGGUUACAGACCCCUGCCUUAGAGGUUCAGCUGCCUUGAAUGCAUUGGAUUAGCAGAAAAAUGUCUGCCUGCUGGACUUAAAGGGGAUCGAAGGGUCUCUCUACCCCACACCCUGCCAUCGGGGGGAGCAAGUACAGAUUUAAUCUCUCUUUCUUCUGCGGAAGACUGGAUUUUCUAGCAAAUUGCUGAAAGAUGGGGAUUCGUUGCUAUGUAACGGCCAAGCUUGAACCCAGGGCCCUGUUUUUUUUAAAAAAAAUUCCUAUGUUCUUCUUUUGAUAGACUUGGGCAGUAUUUUCCAAGGUACCAAGGUUUUGGAAAUUCUUUUGGAGAAAGGCCAAAGUUCCAUUUUUUAAAAAAAAUCCUAAAUCCAAACCAGGAAUAUACUGUAGUUUCUCAGUGUUUGCGGCCCCCGAUUUCCUCGUCUCCUCCUCCCAAGACGAUUGUCGUGUCCCAUUGGAAUGUGAAUUCUGCGUUGGGAUAUUUCGAGUUCCUGCUGCGGAUUUAAAAAGAACGGUGCCCGUCUUUUCGCCAAGAAACCAUAGAUUUUUUUUAAAAAAAUAUUUUGAAUCUAGCAAUAUUCUGCUGAAACCACGAAGCAUUUUGUAUUUUAGGUAAUUCGUUUUUAAAAAAUGUUUAUGUAUAUCAUUUUCUGUUUGUAUGUGUUGUAUAUAGAAGGUCAACCUAUUGGGAGAAUUCCUUAUAUAAAUACUCCGCUGAAUAGUUUUGUUUUUUUU